CUAAGCGCGGUUUCACACACACCGAUAUUAUCGGUGUCGUUAUCGGAAUCGGUAUCGGAGAGUGCUUUCUUACACACCGAUAAAAAAGUAAAACUUUGCGCCGUCUUUCAUAAAAGGCCAGGGAUCAGUGCGGUGUGUGUAGCGUCUCGGAACAGUUUAUUAUUUAAUAUGAACAAAAAAGCUGUGUUUUUAUUAUAUUUGCUGUAUUUGCGAAAAAAGAAGUGUCGAGAAAAAAGACGAAGACGAUAUUGGGUCCAUCCCAUAUUAUCUCAAAAAUAUGUAGAAGGAGCAUUUUAUACAAUGUUUGAAAAAUUUCGCGAGCAUGAUGAAAAGUUUUUUAACUACUUCAGAAUGAGCACAGCUACAUUUGACUACUUACUAGAAAAGUUAUCAUGUAGCUUACAAAGACAAGAUACUCAAAUGAGAUUAUGUGUACCUCCAAAAGAAAUGCUGGCAAUAACACUGAGAUAUUUGGCAAGUGGAAACACGUUCACGGAUAUGCAUUAUGCCUACAGAUUAGGAGUUUCAACCAUAAGCAAGAUUAUAAAAGAUGUUUGUCAUAGUAUUUGGAAUAUUUUGAAAGAUGAAUAUCUUCCAACUCCAACAGUAGAAAAUUGGAAGGACAUUGCUGAUGGAUUUACAAGAAAUGCUCAGUUUCCGCACUGCAUAGGAGCUGUGGACGGGAAACACGUCCGCAUUAUGAAGUUUCCAGGCAGUGGAUCGAUGAAUUUGAAUUAUAAACAUUUUUUUUCGAUAGUCCUAAUGGCUAUUGCGGAUUCUAAUUACCGCUUUAUAUACGUAGACAUAGGUGCCUUUGGUAAGGAUUGCGACUCAUCAGUAUUUAAAGAAACCGUGUUUUGGAAAUUAUUACAACAAAAUGCCUUGAAUAUUCCCCACCCAAGCCCCCUAAUUUCAACAGGAGACAAUCUACCAUUCGUCUUAGUUGGAGACGAAGCAUUUGCACUUUCCCAGAAUUUACUUAGGCCAUAUGGGGGCCAUAGUUUAAAUAUUAAUAAAAGAAUUUUCAAUUAUCGCUUAUGUCGAGCGCGACGGUACAUAGAAUGUUCGUUCGGUAUAUUAGUGAAUAAGUGGCGAAUAUUUCACAGAGCCAUAAAUGUUGGUAAGGAGUACGCAAAAGAUAUUGUUAAAGCGUGCAUAAUUUUGCACAACCUAGUUCGAGAAAAAGAUGGCACUCGUGUAGAAGAUAUGUACGCACCAGACAGAGAGCUACAAAAUCUACCACCAACUACAGCAUGUCGCGGUGGACGAGCUGCCAAUGAUGUUCGCGAUAAAUUUGCAGAAUUCUUUGUAAGUCCAGAGGGAUCCUUACCAUGGCAAAUGUCUAAAAUUUAGCGCAUAAGUUACUGCUUCUGGUUCUAUUUAAUGUCUUUAUACUUAGAUAUUACUUUUACAUUUAGGCAAGUGUUCUUUAAGUUUAAAGCUCAAAUAGGUACAUAUGUACUAACCUAGAUCUGUAACGUAGGCUGUAAAUGUGAAUAAAUACAGGUAAAAACAUGCACUUACCAAUUUUUUGCUGUUCUUGUUCAUUUAAAUUAUCGAAAUUGGCUUCAAGGUAUUUAUGCACUUCUUUCCACUCACGUUUUUUCAAUAUCUUGUCUUUGUAAGUCUCGGAAAAUUUAUUCCACAAACAGGGCCUUGCUUCCACAAAUUCAAUGAGUGUAACAAUGUCGUAAUUAAAUUUAGUCACACUCAUAUUAAGUAUAACCCGUGUUCCAGCAACCAGUCAAUACGCCAAACUACUCGUGCGACACUGAGUUUCAAAAGUGAUAUGACACACCGAUAACGACAAGUCGGAACGUGUGAAUGUGCCUAUUUAGUUUGCAUUGCGUACUAAACCGGGCGAUAAUUUACUGGCCGAUUUUAACUCGACCAUCCGACAGACGCAACGAUAUCGAACACGG
This is a messenger RNA of Acanthoscelides obtectus, 1922 nucleotides long. NCBI's taxonomy places the organism in Eukaryota, Metazoa, Arthropoda, Insecta, Coleoptera, Chrysomelidae. The record is from the annotation of a GenBank genome assembly.